CAAAUAGUACCACGGCUUAGGGUCAACCGACCUUGACCUGCGCCACACGCUGGAUCACUGAUCACUCCAGUCUCGAAUGGAGCAAUGAGGUUAGGAAUUUCCCGACGGAUGUCUUAUUGAUUGCUAUAUCUUUCUAAAGGUUCUCCCAUCUCCACUCCUUCUCCCGUCAGAUGCGACCGACCUCUUCCCCUUUCCCCACGGUCACAAGCAGGUGUCUGGCUUGGUUGACGUUGUUGACGUUGUUAUCAAUUGAAUUAGUCUGACGUAGUCGUCAAACAUCCUUCCCACUUCACUAUGUUGCUUCACGCUCUUAUACCUCUCUCCCUCUUGCAAGCUGUGCUUGCUUCUGCCGGUCUAUCCGACCUGACGGCAAGGUCAUCGUCUCUGUCUUCCGGAAAACAAGUGGCAGUAGACAUCGCCUACUAUGCCCACCGCGCGCUACCCAACACCCCCAGCGGCGACUACGCUCCGGCCAUAGUAUCAUGCCCGUCCGCGCGACCCACGGUCCGGGCCGCGUCGGCGCUGUCUCGGAACGAGACGGAGUGGCUACCGCUGCGGCGCAAUCGCACGGUGGCCCCCAUGAUCGACUUUUUGAAGAGGGCAAACAUCCCAGACUUUGACGUCGAGUCCUACAUCAACAAGGCCGCGUCGUCCAACAUCUCGGCGCUGCCCAACAUCGCCAUCGCCGUCUCCGGCGGCGGCUACCGGGCCCUGAUGAACGGCGCCGGGUUCCUCAAGGCCGCGGAUAGCCGGACUCCCGGGUCGACCGACAGUGGGGGCAUCGGCGGGCUGUUGCAGUCGGCCACCUACCUUGCCGGCCUUUCCGGUGGCGGCUGGCUGGUCGGCAGCAUAUUCGCCAACAACUUCUCAAGCGUGGAGAGUCUGCAGCUGGACCCCCACGUAUGGCAAUUCAGCAGCUCCAUCUUCCAGGGCCCCAAGGAGAGUGGCAUUAGCCUCUUCAAUACGGCCGCAUACUGGGGCGACGUUGCCGACCAGGUGUCGAGCAAAGCCGACGCCGGCUUCGAGACCAGUAUCACCGACUACUGGGGCCGCGCCCUGAGCUACCAGCUGGUGAACGACACGGAUGGCGGGCCAGCGUACACCUUCUCUAGCAUUGCCCUGACGCCCGACUUUGAACAGGGCCAGACCCCGUUCCCUAUCCUGGUGGCCGACGGGCGGGCGCCGGGUGAGUUCAUCGUCUCCCUGAACGCGACCAACUUCGAAUUCAACCCGUUCGAGAUGGGCAGCUUCGACCCCACCGUGUUCGGAUUCGUGCCGACGCGGUACCUCGCGUCGAAUUUCAGUGGCGGGAAGAUUCCGUCCUCGGGCCACUGCGUCGAGGGCUUCGACCAGUUCGGCUUCGUCAUGGGCACGUCGAGCUCGCUGUUCAACCAGUUCCUCCUCCAGAACCUCUCGUCGCUGGACAUCCCCCGCCCCGUGGUGUCGACCAUCGAGGCGGUGCUCAAGGUCCUCGGCCGCGACAACAACGACAUCGCCCAGUACCUGCCCAACCCCUUCCUCGACUGGAACAACGACACAAACCCGUACUCCUCCUCGCUUGAGCUCUCCCUCGUCGACGGCGGCGAGGACCUGCAGAACAUCCCCCUGACGCCGCUCGUCCAGCCCAUCCGCCACGUCGACGUCAUCUUCGCCGUCGACUCGUCCGCCGACACGCAGUACAACUGGCCCAACGCCACCGCCCUGCGCGCCACCUACGAGCGCUCCCUCUCCCCAAUGGCCAACGGCACGGCCUUCCCGGCCAUCCCCGACGCCAACACCUUCGUCAACCUCGGCCUCAACAACCGCCCCACCUUCUUCGGCUGCGACGCCUCCAACUUCACCGCCGACCGUCCCGUCCCGCCGCUGAUCGUCUACCUCCCCAACGCGCCCUACACCUCCCUCAGCAACGUCUCGACCUUCGACCCCUCGUACCCGCGCGCCCAGCGCGACGACAUCAUCCUCAACGCCUACAACGCCGCCACCCAGGGCAACGGCACCCUCGACGCCGACUGGCCGUCCUGCCUCGCCUGCGCCGCCCUGAGCCGCGGCCUGGCCCGCGCGGGGACGCCGGUCCCGGCCCGCUGCGCCGACUGCUUCGCCCGGUACUGCUGGAACGGCACGCUCGACGCGAGGGAGCCCGCGGGCGCCUACGAGCCGCCUUUUAAGAUUGGGGAUCGGACUACUAGUUCCAAGUCGGGGGCGGCGGGAGCGGGGGAGGGGGGUAUGGGUCGCCUGGUGUUGGGGCUGGUCGUUGGGGUGGUUGCUUGGUUGUUUGUAUGAUGUGGUGCUUGUGCAAUGUGGAACAUGUGUUGGGCGGUUUGCAUUUUUACUCUGUGGUAUAGGGGCUCACUGUAUUUAUUUAGAUGGUUGUGUCAUGUCACUACCUGGAAUAAUUAGGGGGGGCUAGGGGUUUUUAUUUUGGGUUGUUUGGGCGUGUUGAGUCAACAAAAAACAAUGGGUUAGAUAGGAGCCAUGGAAUUACGGCACAUCGGCGGUCAAGACGGCAGCAACGCAGUAUGUAUAACAUGCCAGAGAUUCGGUGUUGCACUCUGAGAAAAAGAGGGGAAGAGGGGGGUCUUUCAUUUUCGUAACGUAACGCAAUGCUAGAC
This is a messenger RNA of Phialemonium atrogriseum, 2609 nucleotides long. Its product is annotated as lysophospholipase. The coding region runs from base 295 to 2280 and encodes 661 amino acids. Gene Ontology annotation, molecular function: A2-type glycerophospholipase activity. The record is from RefSeq and is a predicted model, not a curated record. The transcript has a single exon. NCBI's taxonomy places the organism in Eukaryota, Fungi, Ascomycota, Sordariomycetes, Cephalothecales, Cephalothecaceae. Gene Ontology annotation, biological process: glycerophospholipid catabolic process. Gene Ontology annotation, cellular component: intracellular membrane-bounded organelle; cytosol.